AUGACUCGUUCUGCACUUGUUUCUGAAGGGUUUAAUAGUUGGAAGAGAGUUAAUGAUGGGGGAAAAUGUGCAUUUCUUAUUCAUGUUGGUUCAUUGUCUUCAUCACAUAAUAGAUGUGUGAAAUGCAUUCAGGAUUUGAUGAAACCAAAGCAAAAUAUUGACAAAGUGAUGAAUGCUCAAUCUAUGGAAGAAAUUAUAAAGAAUAUGUUGCAUUUAAAGGCAACAAUUGAAGUGAAAACAAUGAUUCGAGAUGAAUCGGGAGAUGCCAAGUUUUGUAUUCUUGUUGAUGAAGCUCAAGAUGAAUCUAAAAAAGAGCAAAUGUCCUUUAUUUUAAGAUUUGUUAAUAAUUCUGAUUUUUUGGUGGAACGUUUCUUGGAGAUUUUGGGUGUUGAGGACACAACAUUGGCAAAUCUUAAGAAAUCAAUUUCUGACAUCUUUGUUCAACACAAUAUUCAAAUCCACAACAUGAGGGGACAAGGGUAUGAUGGUGGUGCAAAUUUUCAAGUGAUGGAACUAAAUUAUAGAUUCAGUGAAGCAACAAUAGAACUUCUUGCUCUUUGUUCAGCUUUGGAUCCUUCUGAUUCAUUUAAGAAAUUUAAUGUGGGCGACAUUUGCAAGCUUGCGUCAACAUUUUAUCCAGUUGAUUUUACUCAACAAAAAAUUCAUGCUUUGAGAGCUGAAUUGGAACACUAUCAACUUGACAUAAGAAAUGAUUGUGACAAAAAGGUUGAGAGUUAUGUUAUGAUUCAGAUAUUGAUUCGUCUUGUAUUGACUCUUCCUGUAUCAACUGCAACAGCAGAGAGAGCCUUUUCAUCCAUGAAAUUUCUCAAAACGGCACGUCGCAAUAAGAUGGAUGAUGAUUUACUUUCUGAUUGCAUGAUUUUCUAUAUAGAACGCCAAUUGUCUGAGAAAAUAGACUUGAAAUAA
Molecule: messenger RNA, 927 nt
Organism: Zingiber officinale
Lineage: Eukaryota; Viridiplantae; Streptophyta; Magnoliopsida; Zingiberales; Zingiberaceae
Exons: 4
Coding region: 1-927 (308 amino acids)
Molecular function (GO): protein dimerization activity
Source: RefSeq, a predicted model, not a curated record